GACGCUGUCGUGUAUAGUAUAUACCGAAUUGGUCAUUUAAAGACCAGCAAAAUGCUGCCUUUCGUUUUGGUAUCGCUCUUAGUGUCGGGCGCGUUCGCGCUGCCAGCCGUGUCAGUCUCCCAGUACAACUACAACGAGAUCGCUCCAGUUGCUGACAAUGGAAAACUAGUCUCUAGCUACUUAAGCAGUAACGCAUUCGACCUGGUCGACGGUGGUGACACCAACAUCUACAUCCUGACCAUCCAGCAGAUCAUCAACGACCUGGCCAACCAGGCCGACCCUCGUAGCCAGGCUCUGGGCGUCGCCCAGGCCAUCGCCGUCGUCGGAGAACUCGCCAGUGGUAUCCCAGGGGACGCCUGUGACGCCUCCGCUUUCGUCAACGCCUACGCCAACGCCGUCCGUUCAGGCAACAACGCUGGUCUCCGCGCCGCCCUGAACCGCUAUCUCGGUCGCCUGGCCGCCGACAUCGACCGCAUCGCUCAACUCGCCGUCAACCCAAAUGCUCUCCGUUCAGCCGUCGGACCAAGAGGCAACUGCGCCGGAGGAGGCAGGACCUACCAAUUCGAAGCAGCUUGGGCAGCUAUCAACAACGGCUCCAACGGACUCAUCAACGAGGAAUACUGCGCCGCUAAGCGUCUGUACAGCGCUUUCAACGCUCGCAGCAACAACGUUGGCGCCGCUGUGUCAGCUGCCGCUGCCGCUCCAGUCGCCAGGGCUGUGCAACAGGCCCUCAACCCACUGUCAAACUUCUUGAGAGUUGUCGCCAGUGGGGCCAACCCAUCCUCCCAGGCCGCCGCCGCCAAGGCCGCCCUCCUCCGAGCGGGUGCCAGCAUCCAGCUGUAAAUAAAAACAGACCAAUAUAGCAUCUAUAUACCUAUACCCGAACCACCCGAACUGAACAUCUAAAGAUGACUUAACUCCAUCUUUAGACACGGUCAUAUCAUAUUGUAUUUAUGCGAUUAUAAAAACAAACCUUUGGAAUAAAUAGGAUUUAUAUUUUUAUGUAAAUAUACGUUUAUACAAACAACCACGACCUGGCUUUCAUUUGGUUAACGACUGCGAUUUUUAUUGAAUAAAGAUGUAUCCAUAUGUCUAUUGCAA
Molecule: messenger RNA, 1101 nt
Organism: Ostrinia nubilalis (European corn borer)
Lineage: Eukaryota; Metazoa; Arthropoda; Insecta; Lepidoptera; Crambidae
Gene: Fib-l
Product: fibroin light chain-like
Exons: 7
Coding region: 52-843 (263 amino acids)
Cellular component (GO): extracellular region
Source: RefSeq, a predicted model, not a curated record